This is a messenger RNA of Larimichthys crocea (large yellow croaker), 2924 nucleotides long. RefSeq names its product sirtuin 7 (gene sirt7). The record is from RefSeq and is a predicted model, not a curated record. Gene Ontology annotation, cellular component: chromatin; nucleus. Bases 127 to 1347 code for a protein of 406 amino acids. Gene Ontology annotation, molecular function: NAD+ binding; histone H3K18 deacetylase activity, NAD-dependent. The transcript is spliced from 10 exons. NCBI's taxonomy places the organism in Eukaryota, Metazoa, Chordata, Actinopteri, Sciaenidae.
GCAGCAGCGGGCGCUGCAGCCCGUUUGCUCGCAUGUUUACACGGAUAACUUCCGUCCCGGCUGUCGCUCUCUGGUGCUGUGAGCAGUGUUUUGAAUAGAUAGUUAGCUCAGCUGAUUUACAGCAGGAUGGAAGAAGAGGCAAACAGCGGUGUUUCUUCACGGGCAGAGAGGAAGGCGCUGGAAAAGGCCAAAAUACUACAACGAGAGAGCGAGAGGAAGAUUUUUAGACAGGUUGGACGAGCCCUGAAGAAACCCGAGGCCGAGCGGUCGGAGGAGGAGGCCGCUGUGUUACUGCUGCACAGAGAGACUGUAGAGGAGCUGUGCAGGAGACAAGUCCGCAGGAAUGUGCUCAAGAGGAAGCAGGAGGAGGUGUUUGAUGAUGCUGAUGAACUGAAAAGUAAAGUCAGGCAACUCGCUGUGGCCAUCAAACAAGCAAAACACCUGGUGGUUUACACCGGAGCCGGUAUCAGUACGGCAGCUUCUAUCCCAGACUACAGGGGCCCUAAUGGUGUGUGGACACAGCUACAAAAGGGACGGACAGUCAGCUCGUCUGACCUGAGUAAAGCUGAGCCGACUCUCACACACAUGUGCAUUAGGACACUACAUAAGGAAAAUCUGGUAAAGCAUGUUGUUUCACAAAACUGUGAUGGACUUCACUUGCGUAGUGAUCUACCCAGACAAGCCCUGUCUGAACUUCAUGGAAACAUGUUUAUUGAGGUGUGUACAACCUGUUCCCCGGUCAGAGAGUACGUGCGUUUAUUUGACGUGACGGAGCGGACCUCGCUGCACCGACAUGGGACAGGCCGCAGGUGCAGUCACUGUGGCGCCGAACUCAGGGACACCAUCGUGCACUUUGGGGAACGUGGGACUCUGGAGCAACCUCUCAACUGGAAGGGAGCUGCAGAGGCUGCUGGGAUGGCAGAUGUUAUCCUCUGCUUAGGCUCCAGUCUGAAGGUGCUAAAGAAAUACGCUUGUCUGUGGUCCAUGAACAGACCAGCAAGCAAAAGGCCCAAACUCUACAUUGUCAACCUCCAGUGGACACCAAAAGAUGAUCUGGCUGUGCUGAAGAUUCAUGGCAAGUGUGAUGAUGUCAUGAGCCUUUUAAUGGAGGAGCUGAACAUUCAGAUUCCUGUGUAUGACAGGGCAAAAGAUCCCAUCUUCAGUCUCGCCACACCUCUGCAGCCAGAAGAGCUGGACAGCUGUACUCGUGAAGUCAUAGCUACCAUUAACGGACAGGAUGACUGCUCACCAGACCCUGGGAAACAGGCAGAAGAACCCACAACAGUGCAGGGCGGCUGGUUUGGACGAGGCUAUGGCAAAGGAAGGAAGAAGAAAAAAUCUACAUAAUUAAGGGAACGCUUUUGACACAAGCGAUCAAUCUCAAUUACGGAUUCAAAUUUCAGUCCCUUGAUGAGGAUGAGUUGGACUUUUAACUUUAGGGUGCUGUUCUGCAUUUGAAUCAUUUAGCCAGAUGCAGUUUAUGUGUGUGUGUGUGUGUGUGUGUGUGUGUGAUGCGAAAAAUUAAGUAUUAGUUGAGUAUUUGCCAACAGAAAAUGGCAGUUUGCAUCAUAGACAUAUUUUCUAAAACAUACAUACAGUUUUUUAUGUAAAAGUGGCUUUGAUUAUGCUACCCUUUAUGGCAGCUAAGUGUUAAUAGAGCAGAUACUUAAGGCUAGUAUGGCUAGCAGGGCCUGUGCAGCUUGUAAGACAAAAUUUGAAUGACAAAGCCAUGAAAUUAUUUUUACUACCACACACCCUUAAAACUGAAAAAAGUGGGAGGAAAAAAGUAACCCUUGUUGACACGCAACACGUCAGAUUUUCACACAGUCACAGUGGAUACCAACAAGUGACAAGUUUUGAUGAAAAAGCCUAAAUAAUCUGAAUUUGAUCCUCAAGCAUUAUUACUUUUUCUGCUAUCCCUUUGUAUGGUCAGUAAACCACAAACAUUUUAUUUUAAUCAGCAUGAAGCCACAGGUGUUGUAUGAUCCCCUGAAGAUCAGAUUUUUGAUGUAUUAUAACUUUAAGUUCUGUUUAAUGAGUAUUUCUACCAAGUUGGUAAUUGAUGCAUUACAUUAACUAAUGUGCAACAUGCCCCUGGUGUGAGCAUUAUCUAGAUGUGACUGAAAAUACUGGUGUCUAAUGUCUAAGUUACUGUUUAUUUGCUCACUGGCAGUGGUAUUUUUCAGUGACGUGGCAAAUGUCAAAAGAACAGCAGCAGCAGCACUGAGCUUUUUUUUUUUUAUUAUUAUUUCUGUGCUGCCAGAAGAGAUUUAAAAGAUUCAGGAGCUCAAACAUUUUUACAUGGAAUUUUGAGACUCAAAGUUAUUUUUGUAGUCUUUUUCAGACGUUUAAAACUCGCAUUGUUGAAUGUACCUUUUUUUUUAAACGUAGCUUUUUUUGUGAUUUUUAUUUUAUUUUUUUAAAGGUUUUUGGUUUACUUAAGUUAUUUCCUGACACAGUCAGCCUUCACUCUGCUGUUGCUUAUCCUCAGGUUUGCAGGGUAGUACUGUACCUUAGUUUACUGAAGUUGUUGAAUUUGCCUGUGUUUACAUUUUAUUCCAACUUUCCUGCAGACUGUGCAGAGACUCUGCUGUUGUCACAACUUUGCCUGCAGCAGAGUAUGAAGGAAAAAGUCAGUUUCUGUCGUGUUACUGUAAGUUGCUGUUUUGAGUGAUUGGAAACAACCAAAUAUGUCUCUAUUCAUUUGUCUCAGGAAGCUGCAGAAUUAUUAAUAAUCUUAUCCUGUACAAAACGUAUAAUAUGUCAGAGUAGCCAUGAUAAGCUAAUGUUCAGCAUUCCUAAAACUCCAGCCAGCGAUAAAACUGGACGUGAAAACUCACUGGCUUUUUCUUGUAUUUUGCAAAAAAGAUGCAGUGUUUAUGAGACAAUAAAGUAUCCUUAUGUUAAGUUGUCUGUCCUGAGAA